Molecule: messenger RNA, 1758 nt
Organism: Lachancea mirantina
Lineage: Eukaryota; Fungi; Ascomycota; Saccharomycetes; Saccharomycetales; Saccharomycetaceae
Source: the annotation of a GenBank genome assembly
AUGCCGCGAAAGAAGUCAGCUGCUAAAAAAGCCAGAGAAGCGGCAGCUAAAACCUCUGGUGGAAAAACUGGAAACUCAGAGCUUACAGGAGCCAAGAAAAUUCCAGAGAACGUUGGUCGCGAUGAGACCAGCGAAAUCAAGGCUUUGAGCUCGCUUGAACCUGAGUCUUCGGAAGAAGAUGAGUCUCCUUCGGAAGAAGAGGAUGAUUAUGGUGAGUUGAUUACUACAGAAGUCGAAAGCGGGAUUAACAGCGUGUUAGAAGCCAUCAGAAACGAAGAUAAAGAGAAACUACUGAACCCGAACGUGCGAUUCUUCGAAGACCUUAAUAACGGGGGCGAAUCACAAAUUAAGUCUUCUAAACAUAAGCCUAUUUAUUUAAAGGACUAUCACCGCAUGAACCUUCUUUCGGGCGGUGCAGUUGAGGACGAAGAGCUGGGGCAAGAGCUAAAAACGGUUGACGGCGAACAGUCUUACGCAGCGAAACAGAAAAAGGAGACAGCUGAGCUUUUGGACGAAAUCAAGAAUCAAUUCAGCGACGACGAUGCCAACAGUGAGGAUGGAGUCGACGAUUUCCUGGUUAAAAAAGAGCAGGCACCCACGCAAGUCGGCAGACGUUUAAGGCCGUUGCCAAAUCCAGAUGCCAACGAAGAAGCGUUCCUUACGGAGUUCGUCGACCGCCAUGCAUGGAUCCCCAAACCAGGUGACAAGGAAAUGAAUCUGGAUGGACCUGGGUUGGAAGAAGACGAUGAGAAAUUUGAUGAGGCUGCCGAGAGGUUUGAAAAUGCAUACAACUUCAGAUAUGAAGAUCCCAACGCCGCAGAGAUUGUCUCGUAUGCGCGUAACCAGGCUACGCUCAGAAGGACUGGCGAAAAUUCCCGUAAGAGGAAGAGAAACGAGGAGAAGAACGAGAAGCUAAUCGAGACUAAAGAGAAAGAAAUCGCGGUCAAAAAGAAGAAGAAGGAAAAGAUCAAUCAAUUGACGGACGUGCUCGAGCAGAUUAAGAAAGAAUACGGGGCAGAUAUUGACGAAGACUUGGUACAAAAAAUAACGGAUUCCUUGAUGAAUGGCGAGUUUGAAAACGGCCAGUGGGACACGGUGCUUAAUGAGUUAUUCAAUGAUGACUUCUACAGUAAGGACGGUAAACCAACUUGGGACGAAGACGAUGAAAUAAUGGGUGAAUUUUAUGGCGAGCAGUCAAAGACUCAGAACGCUGAAACGACGUCACAACAAGAUGCACAAUACGAUGAGGAAGGGGAAGACGAAUCAACUAAGAAGUCAAGGAAGGAAAGGUUAACAGACAGAAAGCUUCAGAAGAAAGAGAAACGGAAAGUCACAGAUAUGAUUGAAAAUGCCGUUGAAGAGAAGAAGAGUGUAAUUUUAGAAGAAGUCGAAGAUGAGAGAAGAGGACGUUCCCAGACCAAAGAUGAACAGGAAAUAAAAUUCAGAUACAGAGAAGUUUCGCCAGAAGCCUUUGGUCUUACAACAAGAGAGAUCUUCACCGCUGACGAUGCUGAUCUGAAUGAGUUCAUUGGCCUGAAGAAGUUCGCGCCUUACAGAGCUUCAGAGUUGAAAGCCAAAGAUCGCCGCAAAGUGAUGAAGUCUAGACGCAUGAGAGAAUGGAGAAAGAAAGUGUUCGGUAACGAAAGGGGCAUGGAAGACCAAGAGCUUGCGUCAGCCUCGGGAGACUCGAUAGGAUCAAGUCAAAAGCCAAGCAAGAGAUCCAAGGCUAGAAGCCUAAAACAGAAAGAAAAUAAAUAA